GCAGGAUGGCGGGGAGGGCGGCCGCCGCGGGCACCACGGUCCUGCUGAUCACGGCCAACGUGGGCUCGCUCUUCGACGACCCAGAAAACCUGCAGAAGAACUGGCUUCGGGAGUUUUAUCAGAUUGUCCACACCCACAAGCCGCACUUCCUGGCCCUGCACUGUCAGGAGUUUGGAGGGAAGAACUAUGAGGCCUCCAUGUCGCAUGUGGACAAGUUUGUUAAAGAGCUGCUGUCGAGUGACGCGAUGAAGGAGUACAGCAGGGCGCGUGUCUACCUGGAUGAGAACUACCAGUCCCAGGAGCACUUCACAGCCCUUGGGAGCUUCUACUUUCUCCAUGAGUCUUUAAAAAACAUCCACCAGUUUGACUUCAAAGCCAAGAAGUAUAAGAAGGUCACGGGCAAGGAGAUCUACUCAGACACACUGGAGAGCACACCCAUGCUGGAGAAGGAGAAGUUCCCCCAGGACUACUUCCCAGAGUGCAAAUGGUCCCGGAAGGGCUUCAUCCGGACGAGGUGGUGUGUUGCUGACUGCGCCUUCGACCUGGUCAACAUCCAUCUCUUCCACGACGCAUCCAACCUCGUGGCAUGGGAGACCAGCCCAUCCGUGUACUCGGGAAUCCGGCACAAGGCUCUGGGCUACGUGCUGGACAGGAUCAUUGACCAGCGCUUCGAGAGAGUGUCCUACUUUGUCUUCGGAGACUUCAACUUCCGCCUGGAUUCCAAGUCCGUUGUGGAGACUCUCUGCACAAAAGCCACCAUGCAAACCAUCCGGGCUGCUGACACCAACGAAGUCGUCAAGCUAAUAUUUCGAGAAUCGGACAAUGACCACAAGGUCAUGCUCCAGCUGGAGAAGAAGCUUUUUGAUUACUUCAACCAGGAGGUCUUCCGAGACAAUAACGGCACAGCGCUCCUAGAAUUUGACAAAGAGUUGUCUGUCUUCAAAGACAGGUUGUGUGAACUGGACAUCUCGUUUCCUCCCAGCUACCCGUACAGUGAGGACUCCAGUCAGGGCAAGCAGUACAUGAACACCCGGUGUCCUGCCUGGUGCGACCGCAUCCUCAUGUCCCCGUCCGCCAAGGAGCUGAUUCUGAGGUCAGAGAGUGAAGAGAAGAUUGUCACCUAUGACCACAUUGGGCCCAAUGUCUGCAUGGGGGACCACAAGCCCGUGUUCCUGGCUUUCCGGAUGGCGCCCGGGGCAGGUAAAGCUCACGCGCCCGCGCACAAGUGUUGUGUCGUGCAGUGACGUGUGG
This is a messenger RNA of Elephantulus edwardii (Cape elephant shrew), 1251 nucleotides long. RefSeq names its product inositol polyphosphate-5-phosphatase, 40kDa (gene INPP5A). Bases 6 to 1244 code for a protein of 412 amino acids. The transcript is spliced from 15 exons. NCBI's taxonomy places the organism in Eukaryota, Metazoa, Chordata, Mammalia, Macroscelidea, Macroscelididae. Gene Ontology annotation, biological process: phosphatidylinositol dephosphorylation. The record is from RefSeq and is a predicted model, not a curated record. Gene Ontology annotation, molecular function: inositol-polyphosphate 5-phosphatase activity.